AUGGGCAGUGCGAUGUCAGCGAGUUUUGCGCCGGAGUGCACUCCGCUGAAGAAGCGGUACGACAGCUGUUUCAACGAGUGGUACAGCGAGCAGUUCUUGAAGGGCCGGUCCGUCGAGAACCCGUGUUCCAAGGAGUGGUACGCUUACUCUGCGUGUGUAGAUGCGAACCUCGUCAAGGAGGGGAUCAAGCCGGCAUUGGACGAUGCGCGCAGGGAGGCGCCCUUUGAGAAGGGCGGGGAGUUGCAAGAGCGAGAGCAGGGGAAAGAGCAAGAGAAGAAGUGA
This is a messenger RNA of Huiozyma naganishii CBS 8797, 282 nucleotides long. It is a transcript of the gene MDM35, whose product is annotated as Mdm35p. Lineage: Eukaryota; Fungi; Ascomycota; Saccharomycetes; Saccharomycetales; Saccharomycetaceae. The transcript has a single exon. The record is from RefSeq and is a predicted model, not a curated record. The coding region runs from base 1 to 282 and encodes 93 amino acids.